Messenger RNA from Daucus carota subsp. sativus, 654 nucleotides. Its product is annotated as agamous-like MADS-box protein AGL62. NCBI's taxonomy places the organism in Eukaryota, Viridiplantae, Streptophyta, Magnoliopsida, Apiales, Apiaceae. The transcript has a single exon. The coding region runs from base 1 to 654 and encodes 217 amino acids. The record is from RefSeq and is a predicted model, not a curated record. Gene Ontology annotation, biological process: regulation of transcription by RNA polymerase II. Gene Ontology annotation, molecular function: protein dimerization activity; RNA polymerase II cis-regulatory region sequence-specific DNA binding; DNA-binding transcription factor activity, RNA polymerase II-specific.
AUGGCAACAAAGAGCAAGGGUCGCCAAAAGAUUGUUAUGGCAAAAAUGAGCAAGGAAAGUAAUCUCAGGGUUACAUUCUCCAAGAGGCGUUCUGGGUUAUUCAAGAAAGCCAGCGAGCUUAGAACCCUCUGUGGUGUAGAGAUUGCAAUCAUGGUCUUCUCUCCUGGGAAAAGAGUGUUCUCGUUUGGACAUCCAAAUGUGGAACAAAUCUUUGAUAAGUUCCUCGAUGCUCAGAACCCGGGUCCAACCAAUUCGACUAGCCUUCAACUUGUACAGGCUCUUCGCAGUGCAAGGGCUCGUUUACUCAACACCCAACUCUCUGAGUUGCUUAACCAUUUGGAAGAGCAAAAGCAACAAGGGGAGGACCUCGUGAAACUGAGGAAGCAAGGACAAGACAUGUUCUGGUGGGAGGCCCCGGUUGAUGAUCUUGAAUUUGAACAACAGGAUAUGUUGAAAAGAGGAAUGGAGGACCUGAAGAGAAAUAUCGCCACACAAGCUCAGAAGUUUGUGAUGAUGCAGGAAGCACUGGCACUCGUUGGGUGUAGCACUGGCACUGGACUUUCCAUGACACCAAAUGGAUUUAAUCCAGAGCAUGGAUGUGGACAUCCGAUUGUGUACCAAUAUUACAGAACCCAACUAGGGGUGUGUGAGUGA